AUGAGUAUAAACUUUCAACGUUUGUCGGAGCGCGACGAUGGCGAUUGUCCGGACGAGACGACGAGUAUCACGAACGCGCGCGACAACACGCCGAACUACUUAGGCACGCGGGUUUCACCCAGUCCGAGGAAUAGACGGCCUGCGCAACAAUCGGGUACCGACAACACUCCGACAAACCCGACAACUAAUACGAACGGCGUGAAUCAUCGCGCCGACGAGAAGAGCUGGAUACAUAAUUGCUUUAGCGGUUUAUGGUCGCUAGAGCUGGAGAACAAGGGAAGCGUAGCCAGGGACCAUUUAGCCUUGGCCAUGAAAUCCAUCGACGUCCCCGCCUUCGCGCGGACCCAGCUCGCGCUCCUAGACGCCGAGCUGCAAAGCGAGAUCGCAGAAACCAGCAGCCUAAUCGGCGGCACCAGCCCCUCCGCACUGCAGCGCGCGGGGCUCGCGGUCACAAACCUGUCCGUGACCUCGCAGCGCACGGGGUUCGGCGGCAGAACCGUGGUCGAGCUCGGCCCGGACGCUGCGACGGGCGGCGAGCUGCCCGAACACGGCCUCCGCACGGGGGACAUCGUGCUCGUGGCCGAGCAGCCAGCUGGCAGUGCGAAGAAGCGGGAGGUCAAGGAUUUGGAGAGGAAGGGGGUGAAGGGGGUUGUGGUGAGGGUUAAGAGGGAGGCGGUUGCGGUUGCGGUUGAUGAGGAGAGGGAGGAUAUGACGGGGUUUGCGGGCAGGGUUUGGUUGGUUAAACUUGCGGAUGAUGUCACGUAUCGCCGUAUGAACCAGACGAUGGAGAGGAUGCGCGAUAUGCCGGAUGCGGAGUAUUCUGCGUUCGUGAGAGUGCUGUUUGGACUUACGAGCCCGUCGGUGGUGCCGCUGGAUUUGAAGACUGAUGAGGAGGUGGGGGAGGGGAGGGUUGAGUGGUUUGAUCCGAAUUUGAAUGAGUCGCAGAAGGAUGCUAUUCGGUUUGCGCUUAGGUCUAGGGAGAUUGCGCUUAUUCAUGGACCGCCGGGGACAGGCAAAACACACACCCUCAUCGAGCUGAUCCUCCAACUCGUCAAGCGUAACCAGCGCGUCCUCGUCUGCGGACCCUCCAACAUCUCCGUCGACAACAUCGUCGAGCGGCUUUCCCCGCAUCGCGUCCCCAUUGUGCGUCUUGGGCACCCGGCCCGCCUUCUCCCCUCUGUCCUAAGCCAUUCUCUCGACGUUCUCACACAAACGUCUGAGGCCGGUCUUAUCGUCAAGGAUGUGCGGGGCGAGAUGGACGCCAAGCAAGCAUCCAUCAAGAAGACGCGUAGCGGAAAGGAGCGUCGGGGCAUUUACGCAGACCUAAAAGAACUAAGGAAGGAAUACCGUGAGCGCGAGCGUAAGUGCGUCGCCACGCUCGUCGGCGGCAGCAAGGUCGUGCUAGCGACGCUACACGGUGCCGGUGGCUUUCAACUCAAGAACGAGCAGUUCGACGUCGUCAUUAUCGACGAGGCGAGCCAGGCCCUCGAGGCCCAGUGCUGGGUCCCGCUAUUAGCGGCAAAAAAGGCUGUGUGCGCUGGUGAUCACUUGCAGUUGCCGCCGACGGUCAAAUCAACGAAUUCUAAGAUUAAGGUAAAGCCGAAGGCGAAAGAGGUUAAGGAGGGUGGGGAGGACGAUGGUAAAGGGAAAGGAGACGUGAUAAAAGGGGCGAGUUUGGAGACUACGUUGUUUGACCGACUGCUUAAACUACAUGGGGAGGGGAUUAAGAGGAUGUUGACGACGCAGUACCGUAUGCAUGAGAAGAUUAUGCGGUUCCCGUCGGACGAGCUUUACGAGGGGAAACUAGUUGCCGCAGACGCGGUGAAAGAGAGACUACUGAAAGACCUAGAGUACGAAGUUCAAGAUACGGAGGAUACGAGCGAGCCUGUCAUUUUCAUAGAUACCCAGGGAGGAGAUUUCCCGGAGAAGAACGAAGAGGAAGAGGAUAAAGAGAGUAAGGGGAAGGAUAAGGACGGCGAAAAGGGAAAGAAGAAAGCUUCAGCUAGAUCGUUAUUUGGUGAGAGUAAAAGUAAUGAGAUGGAGGCUGCGCUUGUGAGGCAGCAUGUCAAGAAACUGGUUGAUGCUGGCGUGAGGCCGGAGGAUGUGGCCGUCGUCACACCUUACAAUGCACAGCUCGGCCUCCUAGCUCCUCUCAAGGAAGCCUUCCCCGGCAUCGAACUCGGCUCCGUGGACGGAUUCCAAGGCCGAGAGAAAGAAGCGGUGAUCGUUAGUCUCGUACGGAGCAAUUCCGAAGGGGAGGUUGGGUUUUUGAGUGAAAAGCGUCGGCUCAAUGUUGCAAUGACGAGGCCUAAACGGUCACUUGUUGUCGUGGGUGAUUCGGAGACUGUUCGUCGAGGCAGCAAAUUUCUCAACAACUGGAUGGAGUGGCUGGAGAACAAUGCCGAUCUUCGCUAUGUCGAUUCGGCUUCGAUACAGACGUGAGAUGUGACGAACAGGUGCGGCCAAGGUCCAU
Annulohypoxylon maeteangense is the source of this 2473-nucleotide messenger RNA. RefSeq names its product DNA helicase. Lineage: Eukaryota; Fungi; Ascomycota; Sordariomycetes; Xylariales; Hypoxylaceae. The record is from RefSeq and is a predicted model, not a curated record. The transcript is spliced from 6 exons. Gene Ontology annotation, molecular function: 5'-3' DNA helicase activity; ATP hydrolysis activity; RNA binding. The coding region runs from base 1 to 2442 and encodes 813 amino acids.